This is a messenger RNA of Phytophthora sojae, 560 nucleotides long. RefSeq lists its product as hypothetical. Lineage: Eukaryota; Oomycota; Peronosporomycetes; Peronosporales; Peronosporaceae. The transcript is spliced from 2 exons. Bases 1 to 486 code for a protein of 161 amino acids. The record is from RefSeq and is a predicted model, not a curated record.
AUGAAGAAAGAGGCCAUUGAGUGGAUAAUGGGUCCGGGUAAAGGGAUCCCGUCCCGUGCCGAGAAGCACUUUGCGGCGCUGAACUGGGACGUCAGCGCGUCCUCUUUCCGCAAAUGGUGGAAGAACCGAGACAAGAUUCUGGGCGACUCUGGCAGCAAGAAGCGCAUCAGCGGGGGAGGACGCAAGCUGUACUUGGAGGACUCGGAGGAGAAGCUACUGGUCGUGGUGAUUAAAGAGCGAGCCAAGAAGGAGCGCGUGACAAGGAAGUGGAUCGCCAAGACGGCGCAGCACAUGUUCCAGCGCUCCGACUCGACCUUCAAAGCCUCCGAGAACUGGGUCACCAAGUUCAUUCGACGCAACGGACUCACGCUCAAGCGCAGCUACGUCACGUACGAGCCGCAAUUGCCGACACCGGCAGCUGCUGCGAUUAUCUCGCAACCAGCGGCGGCGACGGGGGCGGCUACCGGAAACAAUGUUGUGGUGUAGUAUAGUCGAGCAAGGUUGGCUUUUGAGCUUAUUUGAAGUCAUUGGUAUCGAAGCUUUUUUUUCUUUUCUCUUGC